Molecule: messenger RNA, 1368 nt
Organism: Haliaeetus leucocephalus (bald eagle)
Lineage: Eukaryota; Metazoa; Chordata; Aves; Accipitriformes; Accipitridae
Gene: SUMO3
Product: small ubiquitin-like modifier 3
Exons: 3
Biological process (GO): protein sumoylation
Cellular component (GO): nucleus
Molecular function (GO): protein tag activity; ubiquitin-like protein ligase binding
Source: RefSeq, a predicted model, not a curated record
AUCGGCAUCUUCCUCCCGCUUUUCAUCCAGGAAGGCGUGAAAACGGAGAACGAUCACAUCAACCUGAAAGUGGCGGGGCAGGACGGCUCCGUGGUGCAGUUCAAAAUCAAGCGGCACACCCCGCUGAGCAAGCUGAUGAAGGCGUACUGCGAGCGGCAGGGCUUGUCAAUGAGGCAGAUUAGAUUCAGAUUUGACGGACAACCGAUUAGUGAAACAGACACACCUGCACAGCUGGAGAUGGAAGAUGAAGACACUAUCGAUGUGUUCCAACAGCAGACAGGUGGAGCUUGUUAAGACGUGCCGUCCUUUUGAGAAGAGGAGUUCAAGGAUCCUCAUCACACCUCACUCUCUCAUCUGUCCUUGGAUUUGCUAUUAAACAGUAAACAAAUGAACAUGCCAAUCACACGGAAUUCUUCUAAACUUUAGAGGACAUUUACCAAAAUUGCUUGUUGUCUUUGACGUACUGCGUGUGCAAGUCAAAACAGUAUCUGCAGGGAUUAAUCUAUAUCUUAAAUUGGGCCAAUUUGAUUUAAGUUCAGAUUAAGUAAUAUGCGUUGUCUCUCUGCUGUUACCUUUUUUUUCCCUUUUUUUUUUCUUUAAACCUGUGGCCUAAAUAUUCAUCCAUGUAUUAGGACAUGGAGUGUUCAUUCCUGGUUCUUGUUGGUCUUGCCCCUCUGUUUAAUUCUAAUCAUGUAAAUAAUUCAGUAUAUUUUCAUGCCAAUUGUGAGCGUAAAAGUUUCCUUUUAAGAUACGCCUAAGAGAAGGAAAAGAGACGCUGAUUUUAAGUUUUUAGUGCGUGUUGCAAACACAGUUACUUCAGAAGCGUUAAGCCUGUGACACGAGGCUGGUACAUGCAGAUACGAUGCUUAGUAUAGAGUUGGAGUUUAAAAUAUUGCAGAUUUACAUGUGCUUUGUCAUAUUAUGAUAAAGUCGUCUGAAAUAUACUUUUUUAAUGCAGAAAUGAGAUUUGUCCUGAAUUAUUGUCAGAACUGGAGUUAGCAGAGCAGCUGGUCCAAAAACGAACACUCAACACUCGUGAUAGAGCAGCAGCAUUUUUUUUGCUGUGCAAGCUUAUAAAAACAGAAACCCAUCACUGCACCAUCAGCUGUUGUUCGCUGAGUGCCGGGCAGAAUCUGUCACCUUUCCUCUACUCUCUUUAGUAUGUCUCUUUAUUUCUCAGUGGGUACUAGAAGUCUGCAGCCUCAGGUUUCUUUUUAAUAUUUGUUUUUGGUAGAUUAACUUGAUAAAUGAAGGGAAAAAAGCGCCUUUUAAUGUCACCAAGCUCUAUGUGCAGGAGAGCUGUCAAGAACCUGGUGAGCAAAAGAAGAGAGGUGUGUGCGUGUCUGUGUGCUUAAAAAAAAAAAAAAA